Molecule: messenger RNA, 639 nt
Organism: Pneumocystis murina B123
Lineage: Eukaryota; Fungi; Ascomycota; Pneumocystomycetes; Pneumocystales; Pneumocystaceae
Exons: 1
Coding region: 1-639 (212 amino acids)
Biological process (GO): translation
Cellular component (GO): mitochondrial large ribosomal subunit
Molecular function (GO): structural constituent of ribosome
Source: RefSeq, a predicted model, not a curated record
AUGAAUUUUCAUCCUAUUCUCAACUUUAAAGGUUUCUGUUCUAAAAAAAUUACACCAAAGGAAAAAAAGGCUUUUAUACAAACUAUAUAUCUCGAACUUAUUAAGUUACAUCCAACAUUCCUUCUUAUACAACAAAACAAUGUUAGCGCAGAAGCAUGGAAAUAUAUAAGAAGAAAAUUGUAUGGUUUAGGUGCUAAUAUUAAGGUUUUACGAAUUCGAUUAUUUAUACGUGCUUUACAAGCAGCAUUUAAAGAUUUAGAAAGUAAAUCGUUAAACAAAGAUGCUUCAUUACAAUCGAAAAUAGAAGAUUUGAAGGCUUUAAAGGAAAUGGUUGUUGGUCCUAUAGCAAUUAUUACAUUCUCCUCUUGUAUAGAGCCAUCUUUUUUAAAACGUGUUAUAUAUUUAAUUGAUACAAGUAAUGGACAGUUUUUACUUUUAUGUGGCUUUUUUGAGGGAAAAUUCGUGAAUACUAAGGAACUUUUGUAUAUCAAAGAAAUACCAGAUCGUUCAGUAUUACAUACACAAUUGAUUUAUUCAUUAAUGUUUAAAUCAAACGAACUUAUUCAAACUCUUGAAUAUUCUUCCGAAGUAUUAACUUUGAUACUUCUAAAAAACAACAACUAUAAACAUAUUGAAUGA